GAUGCUCUAGUUUGCUUUUGUACUGCCAACUUUUCUAAAGACAAACUCUUGAUAGAAAUAGAACAUCCAUGUCCUUAAGAGACUUGAUCAAACUCUUACCAUAAUUUCUAUACUCUAUUUUUUUUAUUAAUAUUACUAUUAGGGAUGUACGGUAGCCAAUUUUUGGUUAAUUAAAUAUUUUUAAUUUCGUAUCCAUUGGGGUACAAAAUUUCAACCAAGUUAUUUCUAAAAUAUAGAAUUGAAAUUCUGAGGAAGUUGCCUAGGAGGACUGUAUCAAGUCAAGCAAAUAAGCCAAGUUAUAUUUAAUUAGGACAGUGGAAAGGACACGACUUGGUAGCAAGUUCCCUACUCCAAAGACUAACUACAUGAGUCGUCGUCAACUUUGAAGUUCAUAACAAUGUUGUUGAACUGAAUACGAACCAAUCAUGGUUAAAUCAACCGUUAGAUUAACUGAUUUAUGAUUCAAUCGGUUAAACUAUUCCGAUUGAUUUUUACAGCACUAGUUGAGACACUUGUCAUAACUUGUAGUUGUGAUUGAGUAAGUAGUUUACUUUUGCCGUUGCUUUACAGAAUUGGUCAUUUUGCCACCAAACCACCCAAAGUCUACAUGACCCCAACCCCAAGCUUAUUGAAGAUUGCAAGAAACCAAAGUCUUUUUAUUUCUUUAUUUAUAUACAAAUUGCUUACUAGUAUAUCCUAGACGGCUGAAAUUUCUUUCACUUGUUAUUCAUUCUUGAUAUAACAUCUUGGAAAGAAAAGAAAAAAAAGUACCUCAUAACAUUUUCUCCAUUCCCAAGUCAUGAAUUCACUCUUCUUUCUCACCCUCUUCUUGUUUUUCAUCUUCCAAACCUCUGCUACCUGCAAUGAUGACAUUCACUAUCCAUUUCACAUAAAGGGUCAACAAAAACAACAAGGGUAUGAUACAACUCUUUCUGGUUUUGAGCUUCUUCAUAAAGACAACAUCACCACCAUCCAUUUUCCAUCAUAUGGUGAUUUAGUAGUCAAGUCCAUUUCUUAUGACACCAAAAAGAUUGAUCUUCUUGAUCCAAAAAACUGUGUCCAUAGAGUCUUUCUCAACCUUAACCUCACUCAUACACCGUUUCAAUACUACUACGUUCUUAAAAACUUUACAUACCUGAAUUGUUCCACUACACUUUUACACACAAAUUUCACUGAGAUUCCAUGUUUAAGUGGCUCAAGUUAUCAUGUUUACACAGUUGACCCUGAAGUUCAUAUUCCUACUUCAUGUAAAGAAGUCAAAACCGUUGCUAUUCCUUUCAAAUAUAGCCCUUAUAUUUCAGAUAAUAGUCUUGGUCUUAGAUUAACAUGGAACUUGCGUGAAUCUGAAGAAAGCAAUGAAGGAAACAAGACUAAAGAUUCCCACAUAGCACGUUAUACAGUUAUUGGCCUAAGCAUCUGUUUAUUAGUGAUGGCAACACUUGUAAGCAUAAAGGUUCAUUUGUCCACGAGGAAUUUCCAUAAGAAAGAAGAGCAAUUGUUGCAUCGCGUGGCAGAUUUCUAGAAGUGUUCUCAGAUGCAAGCUUCUCCAUAUUAUCAAAUUUGAUGUUUUUCAAUUUUUUUUACAAUUUGGUGCUACUCUCUAAGAUUAGAUGAAUACUAUGUAGAUACGAUAUAGUAUGUGCAAUUAUAAUCCAUGUACUUUUUUUUUUCUAUAGAAAAUUACGAUCCAUAUACUUUCUUUGAACAAA
Messenger RNA from Trifolium pratense (red clover), 1709 nucleotides. RefSeq names its product putative RING-H2 finger protein ATL21A. The record is from RefSeq and is a predicted model, not a curated record. Lineage: Eukaryota; Viridiplantae; Streptophyta; Magnoliopsida; Fabales; Fabaceae. The coding region runs from base 800 to 1522 and encodes 240 amino acids. The transcript is spliced from 2 exons.